GUUUGGGGUAGACCGGCCUCAAACCGGCCCCUCUGCUUGUUGACGCAUUGCAGAUGCGCGCUGAACGGACCAUACCUGCAUACCACAGAGAGGAAAAGUAACUGUUAAUGGCUUCGUUUAGGUGGAUUCUUCAACUGCACAAAGACGUUCCGCGAGCCGCUCGUUUCUACUCAGAAGGGUUGGAUUUCAGCAUCAACGUCUGCACGCUUCGAUGGGCUGAACUUCAAUCUGGUCCUCUGAAACUCGCACUCAUGCAAUCCACUGGUGACCAUGUUGUGCAAAAGGGAUACUCUUCACUUCUAUCCUUUACGGUCUCAGACAUUAACAGCACAGUGACAAAGUUAAUUGCAUUAGGAGCUGAGCUGGAUGGUCCAAUCAAAUAUGAGAUCCAUGGCAAGGUGGCAGCCAUGAGGUGCAUUGAUGGGCACAUGUUGGGCCUCUAUGAACCUGUUUGAUAUAUCAGAAGUGGGAUUUUGAAAAGUGAAAAGUAGGGAAUGCCUCUUUGGUACCAUUGGGAUGAGACAUUGCAGACUCUCCUAAAUGGAUUCGUGUCCAUCUGGGAUAGUUCCAUGGAUACUUGCGGACACUUCUAUGUGACAUUUCAUUUUUAUUAUUUGACAAAUGAACAGAUAAUGUAUAAAAUGAAUGUCAUUUUUCAUACCAAACGUUUGAUAACAAAGGCAACAUUUUUUUCUUUU
This is a messenger RNA of Nelumbo nucifera (sacred lotus), 698 nucleotides long. RefSeq lists its product as uncharacterized. The record is from RefSeq and is a predicted model, not a curated record. Lineage: Eukaryota; Viridiplantae; Streptophyta; Magnoliopsida; Proteales; Nelumbonaceae.